This is a messenger RNA of Cyprinus carpio (common carp), 1785 nucleotides long. RefSeq names its product gastrula zinc finger protein XlCGF52.1-like. The transcript is spliced from 2 exons. NCBI's taxonomy places the organism in Eukaryota, Metazoa, Chordata, Actinopteri, Cypriniformes, Cyprinidae. The record is from RefSeq and is a predicted model, not a curated record. Bases 447 to 1772 code for a protein of 441 amino acids.
CCCUUUGCGCCACCUGGUGGUGAUUUUCGCGAACGAGUUUCACAUGAGACUGAUUUGUAUUUGCACAAGCAGGGCGGUAAUAGGUAUUCUGUUCGACUACCUACUGUACAUCUAGGAUGGCUUGAGGGUGAGUAAAUCAUGGGGUAGUUUUCAUUUUUGGGUUAACUAUCCUUUAAACUAGGGAGCUGAUUGAGACGCACCCAGAGAUUUAGUUUAGAUUUAUUUUUCUUUCUGUUAAUUAUUCUCAUCUUAAACAGGACAAAGUGUCAAAACACACAGAAAAACUCCUGCUGAACCUGCUGAGAUACGUGACACCAUAGAGAUGGCACUUAUUAAAGAGGAGACUGAAGACAUGAGUAAUGAAGAAGCUUUCGGAGUCAAACAUGAAGAUACUGAGACACAAACAGAGAUGGUGUUUAUUAAAGAGGAGAGUGAAGACAUGAAGAAUGAAAGAAGCUUUCAGAGUCAAACAUGAAGAUACUGAGGAGGAACAAAUAGAGAUGGUGUUCAUUAAAGAGGAGAGUCAAAACACGAGGACUGAAGAAACAUUCAGAAUCAAACAUGAAGAUACUAAGGAACAAACAGAGAUGGUGCUUAUUAAAAAGGAGAGUGAAGACAUGAGUAAUGAAGAAGCUUUCAGAGUCAAACAUGAAGAUAGUGAGACACAAACAAAGAUGGUGUUAAUUGAAGAGGAGAUUGAAGACACAAUGAAUGAAGAAACAUUCAGAGUCAAACAUGAAGAUACUGAGGAACAAACAGCCACAAUGCCACCAAAAGAGGAGAGACAAGAACUGAAUGAAAUGGAAGAGAAGGAGAAGAAUGAGGAACUUUUUUUUUUCAUAUGUGUAAAAAAAUCUGUAAAGACUGAAAAAAAUUCCUCACGAAAAAGAGCCCAGAAGACCAAAUCUAACACCUGCCAUCAGUGUGGAAAGAGUUUCAGAGAGAAAAAAAACCUUAAUGACCACAUGAGGGUUCACACUGGAGAAAAGCCUUUCACCUGCCCUCAGUGUGGAAAGAGUUUCAGUCUCACAGGAAACCUUAAAAUCCACAUGAGAAUUCACACUGGAGAGAAGCCUUUCACCUGCCCCCAGUGUGGAAGGAGUUUCAGUCACACAGGAAACCUUACAAGCCACAUGAGAAUUCACACUGGAGAGAAACCUUACACAUGCCAACAGUGUGGAAAAGGGUUUCAGGGAAAAAAAAUCCUUAACGACCACGUGAGAAUUCACACUGGAGAGAAACCUUACACAUGCCAACAGUGUGGAAAGGGUUUCAACGGGAAAAAAAUCCUGAAAGACCACAUGAGAACUCACACUGGAGAGCAACCCUACAUAUGCCAACAGUGUGGAAAGUGUUUCAGUCAAAAAGCAAACCUUAUAAGCCACAUGAGAAUUCACUCUGGAGAGAAGCCUUACACCUGCAAGCAGUGUGGAAAAAGUUUCACUAAAAAGUGGAACAUCAUAAAACACAUGAGAAUUCACACUGGAGAGAAGCCUUAUACAUGCUCUCAGUGUGGAAAGUGUUUUAGACAUAAACCAUCCUUUGAUUCCCACAUGAGAAUUCAUACUGGGAAAAACCCUCACUCUUGCAAAUUGUGUGGGAAGAGCUUUACACGAAAAGGAUCUCUUAAGAAUCACAUGGUCAUUCACACUGGAGAGAAGCCUUUCACUUGUGAUCAGUGUGGAAAGAGUUUUGGACGAAAAGUAACCCUUAAUCAACAUGUGAAGAUUCACUUUAAGAGAAGUGUUUUAGAUGUUGUCAGUAUGGAAUGAGUUUCUUAGACAG